Molecule: messenger RNA, 474 nt
Organism: Cajanus cajan (pigeon pea)
Lineage: Eukaryota; Viridiplantae; Streptophyta; Magnoliopsida; Fabales; Fabaceae
Source: RefSeq, a predicted model, not a curated record
AUGGAAGUCCGUUGCAAGCUAUUCAUGGGCACGCUCAAAAAGGCAGCGCUUGAUUGGUUUAGUGGUCUCCCCGACCGAUCAAUCACCGACUUCGAUGUUUUCAGUCGGCUUUUCAUGGCACAAUUCGCUGCUAACAAGAAGAAACCGUCGAUCACGUCGGACCUAUUCGACCUCAAACAGCAGCGUAAGGAGUCCCUGAAGGAUUUCCUACAAAGGUUCAACGAGGUCACCUUGAGGAUAACGUCUUUGGAUGAAAGGAUGGCCGUCAUCGCAUUCCAGAAAGGCCUGAGGUCUGGAGCUUUCGACAUCGCGCUGGAAAGGGCCAAUUGCCAGACGAUGUCGGAGGUGAGAGCCUUCGUGCUGAGCCACAUUAAGACGGAGGAAGGGCAGAUCAGCAAGAGAGCAGCGGAGAGCCGAGAAACAAGGGGCAGCAAUAAGGAGGGCAACAAGCAUCUCCGACCGCGGUCGAAUUAG